This is a messenger RNA of Bipolaris zeicola 26-R-13, 975 nucleotides long. RefSeq lists its product as uncharacterized. Gene Ontology annotation, cellular component: cytosol; nucleus; cytoplasm. The record is from RefSeq and is a predicted model, not a curated record. The transcript has 3 exons. The coding region runs from base 1 to 975 and encodes 324 amino acids. NCBI's taxonomy places the organism in Eukaryota, Fungi, Ascomycota, Dothideomycetes, Pleosporales, Pleosporaceae. Gene Ontology annotation, molecular function: arginase activity; manganese ion binding.
AUGACUUCUGCACCAACAAAACAGCCCAACUUCUUGCCUAGUCGGCAUGAGCUGGGUAUCGUCGCGGUCGGCUUCAGUGGCGGUCAGCCCAAAGCUGGUGUCGAUGCCGCCCCCAUGGCCCUCAUCGAAAACGGCCUCAUCAAGCAGCUAGAAGAAGACCUAGAGUACAACGUCACCUACGACGGCCAAGUCCACAACUACUCUGAGCUCCAGCCAACCGAGGACCCUGACUACCGAGGCAUGAAGCGCCCCAAGUUCGCCAGCGCCGUAACCCGCGAAGUCAGCAACCAGGUGUACAAGCACGCCAAAGACGGCAAGCUCGUCCUCACCCUCGGCGGCGACCAUUCCAUCGCCAUCGGCACCAUUUCCGGUACCGCAAAAGCCAUCCGCGAGCGUCUCGGCAGGGAAAUCGCAGUCAUCUGGGUCGAUGCCCAUGCUGAUAUUAACACGCCUGAGACGUCUGACAGCGGUAAUAUUCACGGCAUGCCUGUUUCUUUCCUAACGGGCCUUGCGACUGAAGACCGCGACGAUGUUUUCGGGUGGAUCAAAGAGGAGCAUCGACUCAGCUUGAAAAAGCUUGUGUACAUUGGUCUACGGGAUAUCGACAAGGGAGAGAAGAAGAUUCUGAGAGAGCAUGGCAUCAAGGCGUUUUCUAUGCACGAUAUCGACAGGCACGGCAUCGGCAAGGUCAUGGAUAUGGCGCUGGGCUGGAUCGGAAGCGAUACCCCCAUCCACCUCUCCUUUGACGUCGACGCCCUCGAUCCCAUGUGGGCACCCAGCACCGGUACGCCUGUCCGUGGCGGUCUCACGCUAAGAGAAGGCGACUUCAUCGCCGAGUGCGUUGCCGAGACGGGCUCGCUGAUUGCGCUUGAUCUUGUCGAGGUCAAUCCUAGCCUUGACGCCGAGGGUGCAGGCGAUACUGUGCGUGCCGGUGUGUCGAUUGUUAGGUGUGCACUCGGUGAUACGCUCUUGUAG